GUUCUAAACAAUUACGGUCACGGGGUGCAUCGUUCGCGGUCGGUUACGAGGUGAUUUUGAUUUAAGGAGUAGAGAAAUCGUUGCGAAUAUUUUCUAUAGAUUUAAUAAAAAUAAAAAAAAGAUUACUUCUAUAAUUUCGUCGUUGAUAACGAUAAGAGAGAAAAAGGAAAAAAAAGGGGAAAAAAAAAGAAGAAAAAGAAAAAUAAGAAACGUAGAAGGAGAAGUUUUAUCGUAUUACGUUAUCGGAGUUAAAACUACGUUUUCUUUUCACGUAAGCUGAUGUCUUUCGUCAGCUCGUAUGAUAGCAUCCUAGUGGCGAAAUAAAAAAGCAACGACCGUACGGGAGGUAGCUGGCCAUCUUGGAAAACAGAUAUGGUUGUAUCGAGAGAAACGUCAACAGAAUUGUGUUUACUUCGUACGAUACAUGCCGCGAGAGGUGUCUUAGUUUAAUUACAUUUAUAAUAGACUUAGCUUAAUCGCACGGAAGUGAGACCGACACGGUGGCGUAUCUGACACGCGGACGUUAUCGCAAAAGGUGCGUAACUUUGCUUCCGAAGGAUGAAUCGAGGUGACGGAUUGGUGCAGAGAAGACGAGUGGUUAACAGUAGCAGCAGCAGCAGUGGAUUCGGCCAGGAUGGUUCCAAUGAACUUGGUCAUAAUGACAAGUUGUCUGGUAACAGUAUGGACACCGACUGUUCAUCUCAAAAAGAUUUAAAUUCUAAUCCUACGAUAGACGAUGAUUCUGAUAAAGAAACCAGAUUGACUCUUAUGGAAGAGGUUUUACUCCUUGGUCUUAAGGACAAGGAGGGUUAUACUUCGUUUUGGAACGAUUGCAUAAGCUCAGGCCUACGUGGAUGUAUCUUGGCCGAACUUGGAUUUCGUGGUCGUGUAGAAUUAGAAAAAGCUGGAAUGCGUAAGAAAGGAUUGUUAUCAAGGAAAUUACUCUUAAAGAAUGACGCACCUACUGGAGACGUCUUACUGGAUGAAGCGUUGAAACAUUUAAAAGAUACAGAUCCUCCAGAGACAGUUCCAAGUUGGAUAGAAUAUUUAAGUGGUGAAACGUGGAAUCCUUUGAAGCUACGUUAUCAGUUAAAAAAUGUUAGAGAGAGAUUAGCCAAAAAUCUUGUAGAAAAGGGUGUGUUAACUACAGAAAAACAAAACUUCUUACUCUUUGAUAUGACAACUCAUCCUCUUACUGAUAACCUUGCCAAAAGUCGUCUUGUUAAAAAGAUUCAGGAGGCUGUGUUAGGUCGUUGGGUAAAUGAUGCAGGUCGUAUGGAUAGGCGGACGUUAGCAUUAGUGAUCCUAGCCCAUGCGGCUGAUGUAUUAGAGAAUGCAUUUGCACCUCUUUGCGAUGACGAUUACGAAGUAGCAAUGCGCCGAGUUCGAACUUUAUUGGAUCUAGAUUUUGAAGCUGAAGCUGCUAAACCUAAUGCCAAUCCCGUAUUAUGGGCUGUAUUUGCCGCAUUCACUAAGUAACACAGUUUUCAUAAAUUAAAAGUGUAACUUAUGAACGUUGGAUAAUAGUGUGAACAGUGGGAUUACCAAUUUUGCAUGUAUUUCAGUUGUAUACUUAAAAGAAAUAGUUACAAGAUCAUUGUUACGAUCAUAUGAUUCAGACCAAAUAACAUAUAGUUGACUGCAUGAAAAGCAGCGUUAGGAUAUAUUAGUCAUUUUCAUUAUUAUUUAAUAUCUUUGAUAACUGAACUGUAUAUAAGUUCAGAUUGGUGACAUCGUAAAGUAACGAAAUUCCGUGUGUGAAUGUGCACUUCGAGUGUGAUUUAGUGCCAUGUAGGGUUUGAUAAAAAAAAAAAUUCUCAUCGUACAGAAUUUUAUGAAAUAUUUAUUAUCUGCAUCUGUAUAGAAUCCUUCACGUAUAAUAUUUGUAGAUACAGCCUUAUACGGCAAACUGUAUCUCUCAUGUUAUUUGCUACAUCAUUGAUGACUGUUGCUUAAAAAUAAAAGACAAUAUAAGAGGCAGUAUAGCAAAUUGGAAAUAUUAUAACAUUAUGUUCUAAUCGCUAGUGCCCCUCCCUACGGGCGUCUAUAUUGCAUUUGGAUAUAUCUUAUAAUGACAUUCUUUUCAAAUUGAAGCACAGAUUGAUAAGAUUCACUGGGUGGCAGUAAAGUAAUUAAUUUUUGACGUCUAUGACCUGCAUUAUAGAAUUUUAUAAAAAAUAUUCCUUUCGAUGCUUUAAAUAUUUUAUAUAUUUCGCAUUAAUCAAUAAUUUUUUUCUAGUAUAUUUAAUGGAAUACUUCCUUUAUAUUUGAAUUUUAUAGAGAAAGCACAAAUAUAUAAAACAUUGAUCUAUUUACUUUCAU
Messenger RNA from Vespa mandarinia (Asian giant hornet), 2322 nucleotides. It is a transcript of the gene sau, whose product is annotated as Golgi phosphoprotein 3 homolog sauron. Gene Ontology annotation, molecular function: phosphatidylinositol-4-phosphate binding. The record is from RefSeq and is a predicted model, not a curated record. Lineage: Eukaryota; Metazoa; Arthropoda; Insecta; Hymenoptera; Vespidae. Gene Ontology annotation, cellular component: cytosol; trans-Golgi network; Golgi cisterna. Gene Ontology annotation, biological process: Golgi vesicle budding; Golgi to plasma membrane protein transport; retrograde vesicle-mediated transport, Golgi to endoplasmic reticulum.